AUAUAAAUCCCGUAAAUUGCGAUAUUAACAACAGUUCAUAGCUGAAUAGUUGCGGAUUAUUAAUCGUAAAUCAAAAUCUGUUAUCGCGAAGAAAAAAGUGAUUCCCAAGUCGAAACAUGAAACGGACGCUCUUACUUUUCUUCACACUCAUUGUUGCCACAAUGAGCUUCGAAGAUAUUGCGGAAAGGAUAGCGAGUUCUCUAGAAAUGACGAGAGAAGAAGUGCAGACAUGCUUCCACAAAACAAAUGCAACACUUGAAGAUCUAAUGCAAAUUGACGAAAUUUCCGAAGACAGGUUACAGACUAUGGAUUUCGAUAACUCAGCUGUAAAGAUAGGCUGUUUCUUCGCCUGCUUAGGCCAAAAAAAAGGAGUGAUGACGGGUGCGCGUGUAAAUGUGGACUACAUAAAGCAGUUUAUAAGCUCCCACAAAAAAGCUAGACCUAAUCAACUCACCAGAGCAUUUAAAAUACUUGAUACUUGUGCUGAUCAAGUUAGAAGCAAAACCAACGAGUGUGAAGUGAGCCUCAAAUACAUAUUGUGUUUUAUAUAUAAAAUGGAACGUACAUACAGAAGUAAUAAUAUCGAUGAGUAAAUAAAAAAUGGUAAUUAUAUUAGAGGCAAUGCUAUUAUCUUAUCAUGUUUGAUGCUUCUGGGCUAGCACAUAUCAUGGGUUUCCCAGAUUCACAUAAAACUAUUCCAUAUUUGAAAUUGAAGAGAAGAGUUAAAAAAAAAAUGUUCUUCCUUGAAAGAAAUAAGGAAGUUUUUUAUAGAAUUCCAGCAUCCAUACUGUGCUUGCAUAACCUUCCAUUUUAAUAAGAAAAAGACGCUUGUCAGUUUCUUAUUAUCACAAAUUUGACUUUGAAUAAAAUAUAUGGUGGAAGUAGUUUUCCACUGUUAUAUAAAUUAUGUAAUCUAAUUUAAGCAAGUGUGUCCGCAAUAAUGAAUACUCGUAAACCAUUGUAUAGGAGAAAGAUAAUAAAAAACAAAUUAUGUUUAUUA
This is a messenger RNA of Odontomachus brunneus, 1000 nucleotides long. RefSeq names its product pheromone-binding protein Gp-9-like. Bases 117 to 593 code for a protein of 158 amino acids. Gene Ontology annotation, molecular function: odorant binding. The record is from RefSeq and is a predicted model, not a curated record. The transcript is spliced from 5 exons. Lineage: Eukaryota; Metazoa; Arthropoda; Insecta; Hymenoptera; Formicidae.